UUCGCGGUAAAAGUCUCUGUUGUGGUCACGUGACUCAGUGACGUAAUUCUCCGGAAGCCGCGGAGGGACAAACAGAAGCAGUUCCAGCGGUGAUGUGGUAAACAGGCCAAUUACGUUUACCGGUGCUCCCACGCCGGCCAGAACGAGGCCUCCUCACCGCGGUCAUCUUCCCCCGGGUAACGAGCCGUCUAUCUGCCGCUUCCAGUGAUGCGGAGGCGGAGCUCCCUGACCGCGGAGAAGGACAACGACCCGGAGCUGAAGCAGCGACCCGGCAGAGCGGCGGCGCAUCCGGCGACCCGAGGCCGACAGGGCCCGGGAGAGGAGCCGGGGAUGGGGAAGAGACCGUUCAGGAGGCUGGGGCUGCUGGGAAAGAUAAAGAGGAUGAUGAUGGUGCUGCUCUUCGUCUACAUCUCCAUCCCCUUCAUCAUCAAGCUCUUCCCCUCCAUCCAGGCCAAACUCGUCUUCCUCAACUUCGUGAGGAUGCCGUACUUCAUCAACCUGAAGCGACCUCUGGAUCAGGGGCUGAACCACACACACAACCUGUACCUGGAGCCUGAGGCGGGCCUGAACAUCGGAGUCUGGCACACGGUUCCUGCUCAGAUGUGGAAGGACGCUCAGGGCAAAGAUGGCGACUGGUACCGAUCCGCCUUUAGCUCCGCCCACCCUGUCAUCCUCUAUCUCCAUGGCAACGCAGGGACCAGAGGCGGCGACCACCGGGUGCAGCUGUACAAGGUCCUCAGUUCGCUUGGAUACCAUGUGGUGACCUUCGACUACAGAGGGUGGGGCGACUCAGACGGAUCGCCAUCAGAGCGAGGGAUGACAUCAGACGCUCUUUUCGUCUACGAUUGGCUGAGACAGAGGAUGGAGAAAACUCUGCCGCUCUACAUCUGGGGCCACUCUCUGGGGACCGGAGUGGCAACGAACCUGGUGAGACGGCUGUCUGAGCGAGGAAGUCCUCCUGACGCACUCAUCCUGGAGUCUCCGUUCACCAACAUCAGAGAGGAGGCCAAGAGCCACCCCUUCUCCAUGGUGUACCGCUUCCUGCCCGGCUUCGACUGGUUCUUUCUGGACUCCAUCACCGCCAACAACAUCCGCUUCGCCAACGACGAGAAAACCUGCGGGUCAGGUCUGAUCGGACCCGGUCCGGUUCGGUGCAGCAGCGACUCCUGGUGGCAGCCACAGGAAGUGCUGGUUGUCAUGGUUACCAUCUGGUUUCAGUGUGGACCACAUUUCCUGUCCGGUUCUGAUUCUACACGCCGAGGACGAUGGAGUGGUUCCGUUCCAUCUGGGCAAAAAGUUCCUCUGAACAGUUCCUCUGCGGUCCUGCAGCUCUACAGUCUGGCGUCUCGCUCCAGCAGCCUGAGCGGUCAUAAGGUUCAGUUUGUGGCGUUCCCAGCGGCUCUCGCCUUCAGACACAAGUACAUCUACAGAAGCCCGGAGCUGCCAAACAUCCUCAGUGACUUCCUGGGUGUGGCUCACCCCGCUGCGGCGUGACGACGGCUCGUCUUCAUGGACUGAACAUUCCUGUUAGCAUUCCCAACGUCUCGGCUGACGGUACGGCUACCACUGUUACCAUGGUUACCUCGGUGACCGUGUCCUGUGGGCUGCAGAACGGAGGUUUUGUUUCUCACCUGCAUGGUUCCUCCUCACCGUCGGCAGGAAGCUGUUUCCUGUUCUGACUUGAAAUAUGAAUUAAAUCUGGUUUUAUGUA
Gambusia affinis (western mosquitofish) is the source of this 1711-nucleotide messenger RNA. RefSeq names its product abhydrolase domain containing 12, lysophospholipase (gene abhd12). The record is from RefSeq and is a predicted model, not a curated record. Lineage: Eukaryota; Metazoa; Chordata; Actinopteri; Cyprinodontiformes; Poeciliidae. Gene Ontology annotation, cellular component: endoplasmic reticulum membrane. The transcript is spliced from 13 exons. The coding region runs from base 208 to 1494 and encodes 428 amino acids. Gene Ontology annotation, molecular function: phosphatidylcholine lysophospholipase A1 activity; monoacylglycerol lipase activity. Gene Ontology annotation, biological process: phosphatidylserine catabolic process; monoacylglycerol catabolic process.